AUGACAACUACUCCUCCAUCAUUUCCUUUCCCUGAUCUUUCCUUACAGAUCAGCCCUCCCUCACUUCAUCAAGAUUAUGAAGCCAUGGAAACAGGAUACGACAUCGACAUCAGUUUAAAAAGAAAGGCUGGUCAGACUAGUGAUCAUGGGAGCUCAACUACUACUGAGUCUGCUAGCAGUGGGAGUGACAUCAGCCAUGAAAAUGGGUUUGGUCCUAAAGAAUUACCCAAGUUGAGCUUAGGGUUUGAACUGCCUGCAAGAUCAAGAAAUCUCAUGAGUCAGCACCACAGACCUCAAAUCUACGGUCGUGAUCAGUUCAAGAGAAGUAGUAAUGGGAGAAUGAUUAACGGAGUGAUGAAGAGAAGUGUUAGGGCUCCAAGGAUGAGAUGGACUACAACUCUACACGCUCAUUUUGUUCAUGCCGUUCAGCUCCUUGGCGGUCAUGAAAGAGCUACGCCAAAAUCUGUAUUAGAGUUGAUGAAUGUCAAGGAUCUAACCCUGGCUCACGUGAAGAGUCACUUACAGAUGUACAGAACAGUGAAGAGCACUGACAAAGGAUCAGGUCAAGGACAGGCAGAUAUAGGUUUGAACCAAAGAGCUUCAGGGCGUAUUAAUGCUCAUGAUGAUGAUGUGGAUGGAUUAGCUUCUGGAACAGCUGACCAUAACAACUCAUCUUAUGCUCCUCUCAACCCAUCACAAACAAACCUUACAAAGCCCAUCCAGAUACAUUCUUGGUCAUUGUCAACACAGACAAAUAAUGACAAUACUUCAAGUCUUGAUCAGAAUGCUUUGACGUAUUCUCAAUUUAAGGAGGAGGGGGAGAAGGCAGAAGAAGAACUCCAAGUGUCUCAUAGUGUGAAGGAGAGAUUGGAUUCUACUUCUUUGGCAGCUUCAGAAAUGUUUCUCAAUUUAGAGUUCACCCUCGGAAGGCCAAGCUGGAAAAUGGACUAUGUUGAAUCUUCAAACGAGUUGACCCUUCUAGACUGUUAAAUUUAACUAUAAAACACACAUUAAUUUAUAUGAUGAUGCUGCAUGUCCUUUUCUUUCUUUCAUUUUCUUUGGUACGUGGAGAAAAAUCU
This is a messenger RNA of Tripterygium wilfordii, 1079 nucleotides long. Its product is annotated as probable transcription factor KAN4. Gene Ontology annotation, cellular component: nucleus. Bases 1 to 990 code for a protein of 329 amino acids. NCBI's taxonomy places the organism in Eukaryota, Viridiplantae, Streptophyta, Magnoliopsida, Celastrales, Celastraceae. Gene Ontology annotation, biological process: regulation of DNA-templated transcription; abaxial cell fate specification. Gene Ontology annotation, molecular function: transcription cis-regulatory region binding. The transcript is spliced from 6 exons. The record is from RefSeq and is a predicted model, not a curated record.